This is a messenger RNA of Chaetomium strumarium, 1879 nucleotides long. RefSeq names its product glycosyl hydrolase family 76-domain-containing protein. The transcript is spliced from 2 exons. Lineage: Eukaryota; Fungi; Ascomycota; Sordariomycetes; Sordariales; Chaetomiaceae. The record is from RefSeq and is a predicted model, not a curated record. Gene Ontology annotation, biological process: fungal-type cell wall biogenesis; carbohydrate catabolic process. Bases 152 to 1642 code for a protein of 496 amino acids. Gene Ontology annotation, molecular function: mannan endo-1,6-alpha-mannosidase activity.
UAGGUUCGGAUCCUACUCGGAUUCGAAUGCCGCGUCCGAGCCAGGGUGGCACGAUAAAAAUACUCACGAUGGCCUUUUUCUGUCUGCCGAACAACUCUCACCACUUCCUUGCACCGUUCUCACACAACUGUGCGGAACGCUGGGCGAGACCAUGUACAGAGGCGCCCUUCCAUUGCUGCUCGCGGGCGCCGGCUCGGCGUCGGCAGCACUACAGGUCGACUUUGGAUCCUCCAGCUCGAUCAAGGCGGCGGCCAAGGAUGUGGCGUUUGAUGCCAUGACAUACUACAAGGGCAACCAGUCCGGGGAAAUCCCCGGGCUCCUGGCUAGCCCGGGGCCUCACAGCGAGUACUACCCAUGGACAGGCGCCAUUCUGUGGUCGACCAUGAUCGACUACUGGUGCUACACGGACGACGACGCCUACAACCGCGUGGCGGUCGAGGGCAUGGUGCACCAGAACGGCGAGGGACAGGGCGACCGGCUCGCGCAUCCCUUCAUGCCGGCCAACUGGUCCGCGAGCCUGGCCAACGACGACCAAGGCUUCUGGGGCAUGGCGGCCAUGCAGGCCGCCGAGUCCGGCUUCCCCGAGGCGCCGCAGGACUGGGACCAGCCACGCUGGAUCGAGCUGGCGCAGGCCGUGUUCGAGACGCAAGCGCGGCGCUUCGACGCCGAAGAAGGAAACGAGAAGGCGUGCAACGGCGGCCUGCGCUGGGUGGUGGCUCCCCUUUCGGCGGGCUACAACUACAAGAACAGUGUUUCCAACGCCGUCUUCCUCAACCUCGCCGCGCGCCUGGCCCGGUACACGGGCAACCAGACCUACGCGGACUGGGCGUCGCGCACGUGGGACUGGCUGGCGGCGGUCGGCUUCAUCGACGCCGACUUCCGCGUCUUCGACGGCGCCCACGUCGAGAAGAACUGCACCGACAUCAACCGGGCCCAGUUCUCCUAUGUUCCCGGUGUGCUCCUCCAGGCCGCCGCAUACCUGUACAACCAGACCUCAGAUGACAACAACAGCAAUAGCAACAAGAAGAUCUGGCAAUCCCGCCUCGAGGGUCUCACCAACGCCACGCUGACCCACUUCUCCUCCUCCCCGUCCUCUAGCGGCAUCCUCGUCGAGCGCGCCUGCGAAGCGCGCGGCACCUGCACCACCGACAUGCUCUUCUUCAAGGGCAUCCUGUUCCGCUCGCUGGCCAGCGCGGUGCGGCUGGCGCCCUUCCUGCACGGGGCCGCCCUCCCCGCCCUCCGGGCGAAUGCUGAGGCGGCGGUCAAGGCUUGUGCUUCUGGCGGGCCGAACGGGCGGGAGUGUGGCUUCCGGUGGACGACCACGACGACUGAUGGCGACGAUGAUGAUAAGAAGGGGCCCCCGGCGGAGUUGAACGCGCUCUCGGCUUUGUUGGGUAUGCUUGUGGAUGAGGCGGCGGGCAAGGCGAUGCUUACCAACGCCACGGCCGGGACGGCGGCGUAUUCUAAGUCUGGUUCUGGUUCUAGCGGUAAGGGGUCGGGUGGGGACGACGAUACUGGCACUGGCACCGGCAAGACCGGGUCGACAGCAAGUUCUACUGAUUCUGGGAAAUCGGCUGGUUCGGCCACAAGGGCUGCCUUGGGGCUAGUCCUGGCUGGUGUCGUGGCUGCGUUGAUGUCGUGAGGCGAAGGGCGGGUUGAUUGAGAGAAGAGAAAUUAAGAUUUCGAGUUAUUAAAGAAUUGCCCCGUUGGGAUGCAGGGUGGUGUGUUUCAAGGAACAUGCAUUCUUACAUUCGUCAUUUUAGGGGAUAGGACAUUUUAGGAUCUCUCAGGCUUAAGCGUUUAUGUACCUACUAGUAAGUAAGUAGUCCAAGAGCUAGGCACGGAAAAAUCAAACAACACAGUAAUAGUAUUAUAACUA